This is a messenger RNA of Astyanax mexicanus (Mexican tetra), 2082 nucleotides long. RefSeq names its product abhydrolase domain containing 16A, phospholipase (gene abhd16a). The transcript is spliced from 20 exons. The record is from RefSeq and is a predicted model, not a curated record. NCBI's taxonomy places the organism in Eukaryota, Metazoa, Chordata, Actinopteri, Characiformes, Acestrorhamphidae. Gene Ontology annotation, biological process: monoacylglycerol catabolic process; phosphatidylserine catabolic process. Gene Ontology annotation, molecular function: glycerophospholipase activity; monoacylglycerol lipase activity. Gene Ontology annotation, cellular component: endomembrane system. The coding region runs from base 40 to 1671 and encodes 543 amino acids.
UCACCCACUCCGGCUUCCGUAGCCGUCGACCGAGGAAGGAUGGCCGGCUGGUUGUGGUUCCGCUGCCUGUUCGGGCCCAGCCUGCACCGGAUCCACCGCCCGCUCGAGCAGCCCCGACCUGAGGGAAGAGCCGGGAGGCGGGGUUGGGAUUAUCAGCCGAAAACUUUGGAAAGACACACAGACAGUAUCCUCGGUUGGGCCUCAGCACUGUGGUCCCUGUCUUAUUACAGCUCUCCUCUCAUCCUCUGCUAUCUGUACAGGAAAGGCUACAUCUGCAGCAGUAAACUAGCCCCAUACAGUCAGUACGUGGGUACGGUGCUGGUGUGUUUGCUGGGAGUUGCCUGUCUCAGAGGCUGGGGUCGCUGGAGAAACCCUGAGUAUCUGCAGUUCAUGACCAUUCUGGAGGAGACCAGGAAGAGCCACACACCCAGCAACAAGAAAAAACUCGCCAGCUAUGACUUCGACUUCUCACACUGGCCUGCAGACUUCAGCUGGAAAGAAGUCAGCAAUCCAAAGUUGUCUAAAGGGGGCGUGUCCCUUCUGAAGCCAGAGCCCAAACACAGAGGGGCCGCAGACAGCCUGCUGAAUUCAGUACGAACACUUCCAUGCCACAUUAUUAGUUAUCUUAUAGCUCACUCGUUUGGCCGGAGGAUGCUGUACCCAGGCUCUGUGGGUCUGCUCCAGAAGGCCAUGAGACCAAUGCUGCAACAGGGCCAAGCCAGGCUUAUUGAGGAGUAUGAUGGACAGCGGAACAAGUUGGUGGCGUGUGAUGGUAAUGAGAUUGACACCAUGUUUGUGGAUCGAAGGGGACAAAGAGGACCACACGGGAAAACUCUGGUGAUCUGCUGUGAGGGCAAUGCAGGCUUCUACGAGGUGGGCUGCAUGAACACUCCACUGGAUGGUGGGUACUCAGUACUGGGAUGGAAUCAUCCAGGGUUUGCAGGCAGUACAGGUGUGCCUUUCCCUCAGAACGAGGCUAAUGCGAUGGACGUGGUCAUUCAGUUCGCUGUACACAAACUGGGCUUCCAGUUACAUGAUAUAGUUGUGUACGCCUGGUCUAUAGGGGGCUUCACAGCCAGUUGGGCAGUGAUGUCAUAUCCUGAGAUCCGUGCUCUGGUUCUAGAUGCCUCGUUUGAUGACCUCUUGCCUCUCGCCCUAAAAGUCAUGCCUGACAGUUGGAGGCCGCUGGUGACCCACACCGUCCGGCAGUACAUGAACCUGAACAACGCAGAGCAGCUCUGCAAGUACCAGGGACCAGUCCUAUUGAUCCGAAGAACCAAAGAUGAGAUCAUCACAACCACGGGACCAGAGGACAUCAUGUCCAACAGAGGCAAUGACCUUCUUCUCCGGCUACUCCAGUACAGGUAUCCUAAGGUGAUGACGGAGGACAGUCUCAGAGCAGUCAGACAGUGGCUGUCUGCAGGGUCGCAGAUAGAGGAAGCGUCUGUGUAUUCCGGGUACGAGGUUGAUGACGACUGGUGUCUGUCUGUACUCCAGUCCUAUCAGACAGACCGAGAAACACCUUUCCCUUGGAGCGUCGGUGAGGACAUGAUGCUGGAAGGCAGACGGCAGCUUGCUCUUUUCCUGGCUCGAAAGUACAUGAGGAAUUUUGAGACGACGCACUGCACUCCGCUCCCCAUCACUGAGUUCCACGUGCCCUGGAAGCUCUAGAGAGCUGCCGGAGAAGAGAGGGACGGAGAGAAAGCCACAGAACAAGAGAACCUGAGGACCUCGGACGGAAUUCGGUGUCAAAGUUCUGGUUGUUGAGAUGGUGUUUUUGUUGGUCGUCUGCAUGGUUUGGUAGUUUCUUCGUUUUUAUAAUUUAAAUUCAGGUUAUUUUUGGAUAAUGUUGUUCUGGGACACUGUUGUGUUUUAAGGUUGCUGAUGAUGAAGACGGUAAAGGUUGGUGCUGCCUGGGCGUCAAGCUUCCCUGGCUUAUGAAGUUAUGAAGGGAUUCAGCCAAUCCCUUUUUCUCUCAGACCAGUUUUUCUUUCGUCCUCUGUUUUGUGAUCACUCUUCUGAACCCGAUGUAAAUCAAAUAAUGCCCUGAUGAAUGUUAUUAUAUUAAAAAUGCAUAAUAAA